This is a messenger RNA of Colletotrichum karsti, 867 nucleotides long. RefSeq lists its product as uncharacterized. The transcript is spliced from 2 exons. The record is from RefSeq and is a predicted model, not a curated record. Bases 1 to 867 code for a protein of 288 amino acids. Lineage: Eukaryota; Fungi; Ascomycota; Sordariomycetes; Glomerellales; Glomerellaceae.
AUGGCCUCGAUUCCCCUCACUCGAGCUCUUACGAGCACCACCUGGCGGACCGUAGUAGCGAAGCCGUCCGCAGCCUUGCGUCCCGCGGGGCUGUUCGCUCGUCGAUGCUAUGCGACUCGCGCAAACACGUCAGCAACGUCUACGGCCACGACCUCGACUUCGACCACUACCGCCCCGAAAGCAGCCACUGUAGUUGCCGCGGCCAAGAAAAAUACAAAAACGACCAAGAAGAGUGUCAGCACUGCGGCCACUGCGGCCACUGCGGCUCAGAAGGCCGCAAAUACGACUGCUGCUGCCGCUGCCUCCAAGACAACUGCCGCUGCCACCAAAGCCGCCACAGAUACAGCAAAGGCAACGAAGCCGGCGAAGAAGGCCACAACUGCUGCCGCAGCCGCGAAGUCCACGGCCAAGGCUGCAACGACUACGUCCGUCGCUGUGCCCAAGAAGACAACGACUGUGAAGACGACCGUCUCGACGAAGACUGCUGCUGCGACUCCCGUUUCUGCACCACUGGCAAAGGCCCCCACGCCUCCCGCUCCGCCUCCGGCGUCCGCAACAACCGCAAAGUCCACCACAAAACCCGGGCCGGAGGCCCCCAAGACCUCCGCCACAAUUGCACCUACACGACCCGUCGCUCCUCAGACCCCUAUGGCUUCCCCCACGCCGAAACCCAACAGCAAGGAGUAUCGCAAGGCCUACAAUACGGCAGCGAGGAAGUGGACGGCAACCAUGGUCGCCAUGCCUAUCCUUCUCGUUACCUCAUAUUUCCUCUUUGAUAGAUUGGCUCUUGGAAACCAACCUAAAGCCAUGCCUGAUUUCGAAAGCAAAAAGGAAAACACGGAAGACGCGCAAGCCCACAUCGCCUAG